Molecule: messenger RNA, 492 nt
Organism: Paracoccidioides brasiliensis Pb18
Exons: 2
Coding region: 1-492 (163 amino acids)
Biological process (GO): protein phosphorylation
Molecular function (GO): protein kinase activity; ATP binding
Source: RefSeq, a predicted model, not a curated record
AUGCCUUCUGUUCAACAUCCAUUGGGAUUGAGUUUGGAACAGGUUCUUGACAUUCGGCCUCCUAAAACUCCGACUUUAGAACUUUUAAAGCUUCUGUUACGAUACAUCUUGGCUGGGCUGUUCUCGGUAUUUGAAGAGGCUGAAUUAAAAGAACCCGCGCCGAGAAAGGUUCUCAUCAAUCGUGUCAUUUACAAGAGCUGGCGUAUUCCAUGUACGCCUCCUCGCCUACCACUUAUAGCUGAUUUUGGCGAGGCCAGACUCGCAGAUGAAAAUCACAGAGGACAAGAUAUUAUUAUGCCAGAUGUCUACAGGGCACAAGAGGAUAUCCUCAACAUAAAUUGGGACAUUAAAGUUGAUAUUUGGAGCAUUGCUAUGGUGAUUGGCACCUCCGUAGCUGGGCGUACAUUCUUCAAAGCCAGGAAUGAUCAACGACUUUUGGACGAUACGCACCACCGUGCGGAGAUGGCUGCUAUCAUGGGACCUUCCUCCUGA